AUGGAGGUCAAUAAGGGAGGACAGGCAGAAGGGAAGGGCACAAAGGCAAACGUCCACAACUACUUGGCCGUUAAUCGAACGGUGAGCUUUACUGGGCAUGCGAUUGGUGAACCCACCAGUCGCACUUACAUCGGAUCUAUUAAAAAGAUAACGCAGAAAAUGGUUCGAAGUCAGGAUCCGAAAUCAUCAAUGCCCCAUAGCUACGAUCAGUGUCCCGUUGAUAAGGAUCAGCUUGGUGAGAAUGUCUUCAUACAUACCCAUGUGAUUAUUGUGGCAACGAUUUGCGGCAGAAUUAAAGCGAGGAGCCUCCAAAACUUGGUAGUCGCAGUGAAUUUGCGUUAUGGAUGUGUCAGCUGCACAACAAGGUUAAUAAAAGGACUGGAAAACCGGAUUUUGACUGCUCAAAAGUCUUUGAGCGAUGGAAAGAUGGUUGGAAAGACGAUAGGAUGUACGAUAAUCUAA
Molecule: messenger RNA, 462 nt
Organism: Cooperia oncophora
Lineage: Eukaryota; Metazoa; Nematoda; Chromadorea; Rhabditida; Trichostrongylidae
Source: the annotation of a GenBank genome assembly